CCUUGUUCCAGAAGGAACAAACAGGGACCAUAUGAGGGGAAAAGAUGGGGGAAGCAUAUAGACUGAUGAAACCCUAGAUCAAAAAUCCAGACUUUGAAUCAAAGCAGAGAUGCAUCCACUUGUUCCGCCCCAGAUCGUAGGUAGUAGAAGAUCGGUUGAACGCGAUUGCAGAUUGAAUGAGCGAAGCAGGUCGAUAGGAAAUAUGGAAAUCGCGAUUGCUGAAGACCCAUCAGGAAGAGCAUCAAACAGCAGUUCCUGAGAGACCAGCGAUGGGAGUACCUGAUACAUUUACUCGAGAAGAAACCAGUAUACCAACUUCAAUUACUUGGAGAAGGAGUAGAGCAAUUUCUGGACCAGACUCCAGGUUAGCUCCAUGGAAUGAAAGCGCUAUGAACAGAGAACUGCGUCAGGCAAAGGAACAAGGAGGCAUCUGCAUCUUCUACCCAUCAGAAGGAACAACAUCCAAUAGCUGCGAAGAAGCAAAAGAUUUCUACAACCUGUACUCGUGGGAAGUGGGGUUUGGAAUUCGGUAUGGUAAAAGCCGCAAGAACAGCAACGGAUAUAGAAUAAAACAGGAGCUGGUGUGCUCUUGCGAGGGUGAAUCAAGGGCAACAAGCACAUCAACUUGCCGAACUGGUUGCAAGGCAAUGAUAAGAUUACUUCCGCCUGACCAUGGCUGGUAUAUAAGCAAAUUCGAGGAAAAACAUAACCACAACCUGUCUCAAAGUUAUGCCGAGAACAAGCAGUGGAACUCGCACAGCCAGAUUGAUCCAAUAACAAAAGAUUUCAUAAAGAAGCUGCGGGAGAACAAUGUAAGUAUAGGAAGAGUUUGCAGCAUCCUGGGUGUUUCUAAUGGCAUGAGCGAAGCACCACUGAGAAAGGAAAUUGUGAGAAGUGUAUGUGCGAAACUAGCGCAAGAGAACAUGCGCAAUGACCUCGGAAAAACACUUGACAUACUACAAAAGAUGAGAGAAAGAGAUCCAGAGAUGGUUGUGAGGUUCCAGGUAGAUAGUGAGGGACGGCUACAAUCAAUGUUAUGGUGCACUGGGAGAAAUAAAAGGGACUAUCAUAACUUUGGAGAUGCCAUUACGUUUGACACAACCUAUCGUACUAACCUGUACAAGCUACCAUUCGGGCUGUUCGUUGGAGUGAACAACCAUUUUCAGUCUAUCAUAUUCGGUGGUGUACUAUUAACCACAGAAACGACAGAGGACUCUGAGUGGGCAUUUUCAACAUUUGUGGAAAUAAUGGGAGACAAGUACCCCAAGACCAUACUGACACGUAAAACCAAUGAAUUAUGACAUAUCAACUAAAGAAUUGCUAAUAUAUUAUUCAUGUGCAAUAUGGUGAAACAUUAAUUUACCUUUUGAUUGUUGAAAGUACCCAAUGCAGUUCAAACAGAUAUGAUAGAAACAUAUAUUAACCUAACAUCCUUUUUAACUAAAAUGUGCAGAUCAAUGCGCAGCAAUGGCUAAAGCAAUAAAGGCACGCCUUCCUCAAACACGGCACCGGUGGUGCCACUGGCAUGUACUGAAAAACUGCAAAGAGAAACUAGGAAAUGUGUACUCAAAAUACAGUGGCUUCAAGAAAGCUUUCAAGAAACUGGUUACAUAUGUACUCAAAAUGUGUACUCCUCUGAGAUGCAAUGGCACGGACUUGUCACAAGUUACAAACUACAAAAGAACAAGUUCAUGACUCGGCUAUUCAAGUACAGGGGGAAAUGGGCAAGACCAUACUUUAUGGGUGUCUUCUGUGCCGGAAUGACAAGCACAAAAAGGAGUGAAAGCGCAAACCACAUGCUUAAGAAAGUAAUUCAGCGAGCUGCCCCAAUGCACCUGUUUGUCAGCAAAUUUAACGAACUCCAGAGCAACCGUCCCAAAACUGUAACCCAAAUGGUGGAAUAGGAUCAGCAUGCCCAAGGGCAAUAUUUUAAAUACCUGAACAAUUACAAAAUAAGAUGCAACAACAUCAACAUCAGUAGUUGUUGAAUACCAACGUGCAUGAGUAAACAGCAGAUGCAGAAUCCAAGCAUCUGAAGGGUUAUUGCAUUAGCCAGAUUAAUAUAAACAUAAAUAUAGCGAAAAGAAUAAAGAAAAUAUAUAAUAAGUCCAGAAUCUGGCUGGUUGGCCGCAAGAGAAAUACCGGAUGACAGAUAGGAGCAGAGGUGAUUGUGGAUCAUCAAAACAAGGACCAUCAUCCCAAAUCAUUUGCAAGGCUGACAAGCAUCUUGAAAACACAGACCCUGAGUAUAAAAUAUAAGAAAUAAGUAGGCAUAGUUUUCAACCUCUACAUCACACAAGCUGUUAAGAUUGAUCGGGGGAAAAGGCAGCAUUGCUAACCAGAUCAGUCCUUUUCAGGU
Messenger RNA from Panicum hallii, 2359 nucleotides. Its product is annotated as protein FAR1-RELATED SEQUENCE 5-like. Gene Ontology annotation, biological process: regulation of DNA-templated transcription. The transcript is spliced from 4 exons. NCBI's taxonomy places the organism in Eukaryota, Viridiplantae, Streptophyta, Magnoliopsida, Poales, Poaceae. The coding region runs from base 270 to 1301 and encodes 343 amino acids. The record is from RefSeq and is a predicted model, not a curated record.